Molecule: messenger RNA, 3817 nt
Organism: Oreochromis niloticus (Nile tilapia)
Lineage: Eukaryota; Metazoa; Chordata; Actinopteri; Cichliformes; Cichlidae
Gene: klhl22
Product: kelch-like family member 22
Exons: 8
Coding region: 344-2260 (638 amino acids)
Biological process (GO): positive regulation of TORC1 signaling; proteasome-mediated ubiquitin-dependent protein catabolic process; protein monoubiquitination
Cellular component (GO): cytosol; nucleus; polar microtubule
Molecular function (GO): protein binding
Source: RefSeq, a predicted model, not a curated record
CGCCAAAAUACCAAAAAGUAAACAGACUUUGUUUUUAUGUAUCAGGUGCAACUCAGUUCGCCGAAGUGAAGGUGUUCCUGAGGCCGUGUAGUACUAGACACCCGUCUGGUUUUGAACAAUACGAGGACUCUUCUCUGUACAGUCGCUUUGGUUGUGUUUUACAUCCUGCUGUUACAGAGUGCGUUGCACUAGCUGGCGCGCUAAGUAGCCUCUAGCUUGUUUUGGCUGCUGUCUUUUAUACGAAAGUAACAUUAGCUAACAGCUCUGCCGCGGAGUGACAGCUAGCCGAAGAAAUAAAGUGAAGACAGCUUUGCGUGAUGUAUGUAUCAGGCAGACAAACGCGAUGAAGCCCGAGCGCCGCUGUGCUUUCAUGGCUGAGGAUGGAGCUCUGAGUCCAGUAGGGGGACGCGCCGGGUCAUCGGGCCGCCUGCGCCGACAGUCCUACAGAAGUUCAGAGCAUUUCUGCAGCCUGCUGGACGGCCUACUGUCUCUCAGACACAGUGGCACCUUGUUUGAUGUUGUGCUGGUUGUGGAAGGUCGCCAAAUACAAGCCCACCGUAUAAUACUGGCAGCCUCCUGUGAUUAUUUCAGGGGGAUGUUUGCAGGAGGCCUCCGGGAAACACAGCAAAAGGAGAUUGCAAUUCAUGGAGUGUCCUACAUGGCCAUGAAGAAAAUACUUGACUACAUCUACACGUCAGAGAUCGACUUAGACCCAGAGUGCGUGCAGGAAGUCCUGAUAGCUGCCACACUUGUACAACUCGAGAAUGUCAUAGGCUUCUGCUGUGAUUUCCUUUUCUCUUGGAUGGACGAGAACAACAUUUUAGAGCUGUAUCACCUGGCCGAUCUCUACGCACUGCAACAGCUGAAGGCCAAGGUGCACUGCUUCAUGCUCAGCAACAUUCAGACGUUGUCCCGAACAGAUGUGUACCGACAGCUGCCCCAGGAUGAAGUGUUCAGGGCGCUGAGCAGCGACGAGCUCCAGGUGAACAGCGAGAAUGAGGUGUACGAGGCAGCGCUUCACUAUCAUUACAGUCCCGAGCAGGUGGAAACUGACCAGGUGUAUUUGCAGGUCAGUCCAAAGGACAAUCUCAAGAUGCUCGACGCAGUGCGGUUUUGCCUGAUUGAAAAGCACAUGCUGCAGAGAUUGCACAACAGACUGAAGCAGUGUCCACUGAAGGAUUCUGUUUCAGCUGCACUGCGCUACCACGAACAGGAGCUCCUGCAGCCUGUCCUCCAGACUCCUCUCACCCAGCCGCGGUCCACUUUCCACUGCAUACUGGGCUUCGGGGGAAUGUUUAGUUCCAGCUCCCUCGCAUACACCGAUCACCUGUUUCAGGUGUUUCACCCAAGCUGGGGGGAGUGGAGGAGUCUCACUGCAGCUCACACUCCCCGGAUGUCCAACCAGGGUAUCGCCGUGCUCAACAACUUUGUUUAUCUUAUUGGCGGGGACAUGAACACCAGUGGAUUUCAUGCAGAGACCCGCUGCUGGAGAUAUGACCCCCGUCACAACAAGUGGCACACCAUCCAGCCUCUGCAGCAGCAGCAUGCCGACCACUGUGUUUGUGUGGUGGGCGGCCAUAUUUAUGCCAUCGGAGGGCGAGACUACAACCACGAGCUGGAGUCGGUGGAGCGUUAUGACCCACACAAAGACACAUGGGAAUUUGUGUCUCCUCUAAAGAGAGAGGUGUAUGCCCAUGCUGGAGCAGUGGUGGAUGGAAAAAUUUAUAUAACGUGUGGGCGCCGAGGCGUGGCGUACCUCAGAGAGACUUGCUGUUUUGACCCAGCAGCCAAUCGCUGGACAGGGUGCGCAGAGGGCCCGGUGGAGCGGGCGUGGCACGGCAUGGCAGCCGUUAACGGCCGCAUGUACGUUAUCGGAGGAAGUAAUGACGAGCGCGGAUACAGGAGGGAUGUCCUGAAGGUAGCGUGCUUUAACCCCACAGCCAACUCUUGGUCUUUAAUGUCCCCCCUCCCUGCUGGCCACGGAGAACCCGGCAUAGCUGUGCUGGACAAUCACAUCUACGUCGUGGGAGGGCGUACGCACGACAAAGGCAACAGGAUGAAAUACGUUCACGUGUACAGCGCCGACAAAGACGAGUGGAAAAACGGCACGGAGUUUAAGGCGCACGUCUCCGGCCUGGCAGCCUGUGUGGCGCUCAUGACCCCCGCUGUGAUCGCCCAGGCCAGAAGCUGGGAGCAACGCACCAAGGCUUCAUGGGAAGAAGUGGACAUGGACAGCUCAGAUGACUCAAGUGUGGACUGAAGCUGCCGUGUUAAUCGGAUUCCAUCAUCAUCAAGGACCUCCUUGCGAUCUCUUUCUGUCUUUUUUUUAAUUAACUCAGCAUGUUGAGUUUCGGAUGUAUUUAGUUUUUUUGGGGUGUCGCAUGCAUGUUGACAACUCGGAGUGCCUCUGAACCAAAGGUGUCAUUCAGGACCUUUUUCUUAUUUCUCUGAUCUGACCUUAGGUACUCUUGCCCCGCCCGGGAAUCUCUUCUCUGAACAAAUGUUCACGCUGCUGUUUGUUACUGAUCGCUCGUCAUUAUUUCCUUAAAACCACCAGUGUUUCUGCGACGCUUAUCACAGAGAGCAAAGAACGCUUUCGAGAUUAGUAGCUAUGCAAUAACAUGGUACUUUGGAGUAAAGACACGUACGUGGGUUUUUCCUUUAAGACUGUGGGGCACCCAGUUAUUACUUUGGGAGCAGUAUUACUGUGUGGCUAAAUAAACAUAAAAGGGACACGUUGGUCAAUGCUAGCAAGGACAAGUCUGUGGCGAGACUGCUGGAGAAACUCAAAACCCGACGAUGAAUCUCCAAUGAAAUCCACAACUACCAAAACAAGAGAGUAAAAACUAUGACCAGGCAUAUCCUAGACCAGAGUGCGCUCUUCUGGUCUGACAACUUGAAGCUGAACGGGUCACAAAGCCACUUGGAGAUUAGAGAAGUGACUUCUUCCUUAUUUCUAUUUUCUGCAAUGCCACACACUGAAGUUGUAUUCUGUAGUAAUAACAGUUCCUGUUUCAAAAAAAAAAAAAAAAAAAUACUAUAAAAGCGGUUUUGCAAAAAAACCCCAAAACCAAGCACGUGUUUUAUCUGUGAAAAGAAUGGCAGGGGUCACACAGACUCAGCUCUCAUUAUUCCUCAGCUGGUUCUCUGCAUUGUCAGUUCUCAACAAUAAACAUACAAGAAGUGAGUUUUUGUCUCCAGCCCCCAGACAGCUGCUCAGUGGAGCUAUCAUCUCUCCAAACCUCUGAAUGAUCGUUACGUUGUGCAAACGUCGUGCCUUGUUUUCUUUCUUUCAUUCACUCUUAGCCUGAGUUUAUAUGUGAUCCCCGUAUGUCUGAACAGAGACGAGCCUUAGCUAUCGUGCCUCUGAUAUCAUAAAUAAUGAGUAAUUCCAAAUAAUAAUUUAAUUUAUUUAUGUCUGUACCUGGAUGGGGGGGGGGGUCUACAGAUUGAAGUUGCCAUUUAUUUGUAAAUGAAAUGUGAAAAUUAACCAUUACUUUAUUUUUGUGCAUGUGUCCUUUCACUGAUCCGCUCAUCACUUGAGAUAGUCUGUAUCCUAAUGAUGGUUUGUUUCAGAAUAUUUGUGUUCACCGAAUCACUGAACUGUGUGUGUGUGUGUGUGUGUGAGAGCGUGAGUGUGUGUUGCCUUAGUUCAUUGCAAACUCUGUUUCACACUGGACUCAACCACUGUUAACUCUUCAUUUGAACCCACGUAAUUGUAAAUGUACCCGUCUUUUCCACGUGAUUUGUUGGAAACACUGUCAAACAUAUGCAAACAAGAUAACUUUUUAAAUUUGAUUAAAAUAUAUAUACGUCC